Molecule: messenger RNA, 1633 nt
Organism: Procambarus clarkii (red swamp crayfish)
Lineage: Eukaryota; Metazoa; Arthropoda; Malacostraca; Decapoda; Cambaridae
Gene: T3dh
Product: Type III alcohol dehydrogenase
Cellular component (GO): mitochondrion
Molecular function (GO): alcohol dehydrogenase (NAD+) activity; metal ion binding
Source: RefSeq, a predicted model, not a curated record
AUAAUAUAUAGCGGAUGUGCUAAACUGUUAAGAUUAAGAUUAUUGUUAUCGUAGGGACGAAGAGAGCAGACAGUCUCGCAGAGGCCUGAGAGGGUGAGGAUGGCGGGGCGCGUCAAGGUCUUUCAGCUACUGAAGUCGCUCUCCUCCGCCUUGUGCCAGUGUCCGGCCCACUCUGCUGGCAGGAUCAACGUACUACACUCCACGCAGUCCAGGAAAACAACUGAUUAUGCCUUUGAGAUGGCAUGUUCGACUGUUCGUUAUGGACCUGGGGUGACCAAAGAAGUUGGGCAAGACUUACAGACUAUGGGAGCCAAGAAAGUGCUAGUGAUGACAGACAAGACCCUGGCUACAAUGUCACCUGUCUCUACUGUGCUCGACUCUCUUGCUAAGCACAGAGUCAACUUCUCUCUGUAUGAUAAUGUUAGGAUUGAACCCACUGAUAGUAGCUUUAAAAAUGCAGUAGAAUUUGCAAAAUCAGGAUGUUUUGACGCAUACGUAGCUGUUGGAGGAGGGUCUGUCAUAGACACGUGCAAGGCUGCUAACCUCUAUGCUUCAGAUCCCCAUGCUGACUUUUUGGAUUAUGUCAACCCUCCUAUUGGCAAAGGAAAACCAGUGACUGUUCAGCUCUCUCCUCUGAUUGCCAUUCCUACAACUGCGGGCACUGGAAGCGAGACAACAGGUGUGGCUAUCUUUGAUUAUGAACCCAUGAAGGCCAAAACGGGCAUUGCCAGCCGUGCUCUCCGUCCGACCCUUGGAAUCAUUGAUCCGUUGCAUACACUUCUCAUGCCUGAGAGAGUUGCAGCUUACAGUGGAUUUGAUGUGUUGUGCCAUGCCCUGGAGUCAUACACUGCUAUUCCUUAUCAUGAAAGGUCACCAUGCCCAGAGAACCCCAUUCUGCGCCCAGCAUACCAAGGUUCUAACCCCAUAUCUGACGUAUGGGCUGUCCAUGCUCUAGGUAUCCUAGCUAAAUAUUUUAAGAGGUCAGUGUACCACCAGGAUGACGUAGAGGCACGCUCCAAGAUGCACCUGGCCAGCACAUGUGCUGGAGUAGGCUUUGGCAAUGCUGGGGUCCAUCUCUGCCAUGGAAUGUCCUAUCCUAUAUCUGGAAAUGUUAAAAAUUUUCACCCAGAAGGUUAUAAGUGUGAUCAUGCCAUCAUUCCCCAUGGGUUAUCUGUGGUUAUGACCUCUCCUGCGGUAUUCGCCUUCACUGCUCCGAUGUGUCCCGAGCGUCACUUGGAGGCUGUACAGCUCCUGGGGAAAGAUAUCACCGGAAUUAAGAGAGAGGAUGCAGGCUUGGCCUUGGCUGAUGUCCUGCGCAGUUACAUGAGCGAAAUGAAGGUGGAUAAUGGCUUGGAGGCUUUGGGUUUCACAGAAGAGGACAUCCCUGCAUUGGUCAAAGGAACACUUCCACAGCACCGUGUGACCAAGCUGGCACCCCGUGAACAGAGUGAAGAUGACCUGGCCUACCUAUUUGAACGUUCCAUGAAGAUCUAUUAAUUGCCCGUAUGAAGAGGGUUGGCCUAUGUGUGGUGAGGGAAAGUCCAAAAAUUACCACAUUGACAAUUUUUUGUACCACUACCACCAUAAUUUAUAUUUCCACACAUGCUAUAAAUAAAAAAAUUUAGUAGAGGAA